AUGCCUACAGCUUCAAAGAAAGUGACGACAAAGACUACCACGAAGGCCAACGGCGCUGCAACCAAGUCUCAUGCUGCUGCCCAUCCCACAUGGGUGGAUAUGAUCAAGGAAUGUAUCAUUGCUCAUCCUGAGGAUGCUCGUGCUGGGGUUUCACGCCCGAUGAUCAAGAAGUUUGUUGAAUCCAAAUACCACAUUGAUCUGACUGGUACUGCUGCCAGUCAACUCAAUCGUGCCAUUACGUCAGGCAACGAGAAGGGCAUAUUUCAACUUCCUAAAGGUCCGUCCGGGAAGGUCAAGCUCUCUCCUGUAGCUCGCCCCGAUGCUGCCAAAGAGAACGCCAAGCCGCCGGCUAAGAAAUCCACUGCUGCAAAGCCGGCCGCCACCAAAGCUAAACCCGCCGCUCCAACUACAAAAAAGUCUACACUCACCAAACCAAAGGUUGCAGCUGCAAAGGCAUCUGUCGCGACUAAGAAGUACACAGCUGUUGCCAAGAAGGCGCCGAUCAAGAAGGCAACCUCCACCACGAAGAAGACAGCCCUUGCAAAGAAGGCCACGACGACAAAGAAGGUGGUGACCAAACCGGGGGCGGCGAAGAAGGCUAUUACUGGCGAAACCAAGAAACCAGAGGCCAAAGCAAAGCUGGGUGUCAAGGCUAAAUCAGGUCCCAAAGCUAAACCAACAUCCAAGGCCAAACCUGCCUCGAAGACUAAGCCUGCAUCGAAAUCCAAAGCUGCUAAAGCUGCUUCCAAGACCAAGCCGUCUUCGAAGACAGUUGCUGCUUAG
Laccaria bicolor S238N-H82 is the source of this 783-nucleotide messenger RNA. RefSeq names its product histone H1. NCBI's taxonomy places the organism in Eukaryota, Fungi, Basidiomycota, Agaricomycetes, Agaricales, Hydnangiaceae. Gene Ontology annotation, biological process: nucleosome assembly. The transcript is spliced from 6 exons. Bases 1 to 783 code for a protein of 260 amino acids. Gene Ontology annotation, molecular function: DNA binding. The record is from RefSeq and is a predicted model, not a curated record. Gene Ontology annotation, cellular component: nucleosome.